CUUCCCCAGAGCUGCUGUACUGUGUGAAGGCAGCAGUAACAGCAGUGUGACUGACCAUGCCAGCUCCAGCCCAGCAGGACGGAUGCCUCUGUGCAAGCAGAUAUAACGGUGCAGCUUUCGCAACCACAUCAGUAAUCUGAAAUCGGAAUUAAGAGAACGACAUCUUUCAUGGCUCGCUUGUCAUAUAUGCGGAUUAAGUAUCUCUUCUUCUCAUGGCUGGCUGUGUUUAUCGGCAGUUGGGUUAUAUACGUGCGCUAUAGCUCCUAUACAGAGCUCUGCCGAGGACAUGAAUGUAAGAUGACUAUUUGUGAUAAAUACAAGAGGGGGAUUAUUGAUGGAUCAGCCUGCGAAGGUCUGUGUACAAAAGAAACCCUUUACUUUGGAAAGUGUUUGUCAGCAAAACCUAACAAUCAGAUGUAUGUAGGGAUAUGGGGAAACCUAGAAGGUGUGAUAAAAUGUCAGAUGGAAGACACCUUGCAUAUGGAUUUUGGAGCUGAUCUGGAGCCAAGGAAAGAGAGUGUUUUGUUUGACAAACCAACCAGAGGAACCACAGUACAAAAAUUCAAGGAGAUGGUGCACAGUCUCUUUAAAACUAAAUUGGGUGAUCAGGGAAAUCUUCGGGAUCUUGUAAACCUUAUCCUAGCAGUGGCUGAUGGGAAUAAAGAUGGUCACGUUUCCCUUUCUGAAGCCAAAUCAGCUUGGGCCCUUUUGCAGCUCAAUGAAUUCUUACUCAUGGUUAUCCUCCAAGAUAAGGAACACACCCCAAAACUACUAGGAUUUUGUGGGGAUUUGUAUAUAACUGAGAGUACACCAUAUUCUUCACUGUAUGGAAUAAGUCUCCCUUGGAUCUUUGAAGUAUUUCUUCCUUUGGGUCUCCGAAAACGCAUGGAUCAAUGGUUUACCCCAUCCUGGCCAAGAAAGGCCAAGAUAGUUAUUGGUAUUUUGGAAUUUGUGGAAGACAUUUUUCAUGGACCUUACGGCAACUUUCUUAUGUGUGAUGUAAGUGCCAAAAUCUUUGGUUAUAAUGAAAAAUAUGAUUUAAAAAUGGUGGACAUGAGAAAUAUUGUACCUGAAAUGAGUUUAAAGGAGCUGAUUAAAGAUCGACCCUGUGAGACUAACUUAGAAUGUGUUUAUGGUACUGACUGCAGCACUGUGUGCGACCAAAGUAUAAAACGAUGCACUGCAGAAGUAACGCAGCCAAACCUGGCUAAGGUGUGCCUGUUAGUGAAGGACUAUCUGCUACGAGGAGCGCCUUCUGAAAUUAGAGAGGAAUUGGAAAAGCAAAUUUAUUCUUGCAUUGCCCUAAAGGCUGCUGCCAAGCACAUGGAAAUGGAACAUUCAUUAAUAUUAAAUAAUCUAAAAGCUCUUCUGUGGAAAAAAAUCUCUCAUACUAAUGAUUCAUAACUUUUAAGAACAGACUGUAGAAAGUUUACCACUUUUUUUUGGACAAGGUCAUCUUAAGCUUUUGUUAUGUACUUGUUUUUAAAUCGUCUUUAACAAACCUUUUUUCUUUUCUUUCAUAAUAUAAAGCACUCCGUCAUGCCAUACCCCAAUGUGAAAGGCUUAAAGUAUUUCAUGUCUAAGCCUAAACUUUUAUUUUUUUUUUAUGAAUUUGGUGUUAUUGACAUGAGUUUUUUUUCCCUCUGAAAUAUAUUGUAUGCACUUGAACUGGAA
Bombina bombina (fire-bellied toad) is the source of this 1674-nucleotide messenger RNA. RefSeq names its product divergent protein kinase domain 1A (gene DIPK1A). Bases 169 to 1404 code for a protein of 411 amino acids. The record is from RefSeq and is a predicted model, not a curated record. NCBI's taxonomy places the organism in Eukaryota, Metazoa, Chordata, Amphibia, Anura, Bombinatoridae. The transcript has 6 exons.